GGAGGUUUCACGGGCAUUAGGGUGGGCGACCCAACCCGGCGCGGAGCACGCCCGCGUCGUUAGGGAGGAAGGCGCGGCGUCCCUGGUUACGGGUUCAGGCAAAGGGCAAAGGGCAGCGUCCGGGGUUGAGCUAGAGCUAGCCAGGCUUGGGAAUGGCGGCGUCCGGGGAGCCCGCGAGGCCCCGGCAGGAGGAGGUGGCGGCAGCGGUGGUGGUGGUGGGUUCCUGCAUGACCGACCUGGUCAGUCUUACUCCUCGCUUGCCAAAAACUGGAGAAACCAUCCACGGACAUAAGUUUUUCAUUGGCUUUGGAGGAAAAGGUGCCAACCAGUGUGUCCAAGCUGCUCGGCUUGGAGCAAAGACAUCCAUAGUCUGCAAGGUUGGCAAAGAUUCUUUUGGCAAUGAUUACAUAGAAAACUUAAAACAAAAUCAUAUUUCUACAGAAUUUACAUAUCAGACCAAAGAUGCUGCCACAGGAGCUGCUUCUAUAAUUGUCAACGAUGAAGGCCAGAAUAUCAUCGUCAUAGUGGCUGGAGCAAAUCUGCUUUUGAAUACUGAAGACUUGAAGAAGGCAGCCAGUGCCAUUAGCAGGGCCAAAGUGCUGAUCUGCCAACUCGAAAUAAGCCCAGCGACUUCUCUGGAAGCUCUGACAAUGGCCCGCAGCAGUGGAGUGAAAACAUUGUUCAAUCCGGCUCCCGCCAUUGCUGACCUGGACCCCCGAUUCUACACCCUCUCCAGUGUGUUCUGCUGCAAUGAAAGCGAGGCUGAGAUUUUAACGGGCCUCGUGGUGAACAGCCCAACCGAGGCUGGGAAGGCUGCGUUGGUUCUCCUAGAACGGGGCUGCCAGGUCGUGGUCAUCACCUUAGGGGCUUCAGGAUGUGUGACACUGUCCCAGGCGGAACCUGUCCCAAAGCACAUCCCCACAGAAGCAGUCAAGGCUGUGGACACCACGGAUCUAAAAUUUGACCUUUUCACCUGUUCCACUCCGAUCACAAGAGCAAAAAUCAGGAAGACGUUUCCCUCCACCUCCCCAUCUACACCCUUGUGUGAUCGGCACAGAAAGGACCCCUGCCUGCUCAGCGUCACUCAGUAGCUCUUACCUCUUCCCUGACACCCAUGUAACAUGUCACCUCCAUGCUCUCUUUCUCCAAAGCUGAAAAAAAAAAAAAAUCCAAGGUUGAUAAUGAAUCUCUCACAGUGUGAAGCUGGGCAUGGAGUUCUCGCAACACUUCAGUGCCCAGUGGGGAAACGUCACGAUUUCCCUCAGACCAGCCAGGUGCGACAGCACAUCCGGCCUUCAGGGAGCAGAGACAGGAGGUUCACAGCAAGUUCAAGGCCAGCCUGGUCUACGUAUUGUGUUCCAGGGUACAUGGGGAAGACUGUCUCAAAAAAGUCAGCACAAAUAAAAAAGACCUGUCUGGAGCCCUUUAUUCCAUUUCCUCCCAUUGUUUUUGACCAAACGGUAGAAUUCCUAGUUUGAUCCCAGACCUAAAUGACUAACUAGCCUUGGUUUUCAGAUGAUUCACUCUUUCCAGAAGUCAAUUCCUUAGGCAGAGUGUGUCUCAGCCCACAGCAUCAGUACCACCUGGGAACUUAUUAGGAAUGCAAAUCCCAAGCCCCACCUUAGGUUUUAAUGGAUCAGAAAGUUUGAGGGUGGGGCCCAGCCCUCCCCAUUUUAACAAUCCCUCCAGGCUAUUCUGAGGUCAAGAUUGAAAACCCCUAGCUUAGAAGAUGUACAUUUGCUUCCACCGAAGAUAUUCAGAGGUAUUUUAAAGUAUUUAUGAGCAAAGGCCAAAGCCUUUCCAGGUACUGAGCUCCAACCAAAGACAUCCUAACUGCCACCUAACUGUCUUUGAGUUCUUAUGCUUGGUUCCUUGUCUGGAAAAUGAAAGCCUGGCUGCCUCACAGGACUGUAAUGAGAUUAUCUGAAUCGCAUCUGUAAACAUACCCUGUAAAUAGACAAGAAAGUGAAAGUCCUGCCUUUCUUCAGGCAGGAUCCUAGGGUCGUGAGCAUUGCCCUUGACAGGAGCGGAAAGGCCUGUGUUUAUCAUUUCCCUGACCCAGUUCACUUUUUUUGUCCAGCCUACGACCUGCUGGAUGUCUCUCAGGUUCUGUCAUUUAGUCUCACAGGUUGAUCUGCUCUGAAGGAAAACCAUUUCCUGAUUAGUGCUCACCCAAACCUAAGGGGCUAUAUGCCCUUGCUCAGACAUGCUGUUUCUGCUGGCUUCCCCGGGAUGCUCUGUGCUGGUCUCUGUGGGUGGACAGUGUGUGACUACCAGAGCUCUCAUGAGAGGUGUGCGCCACACCAGAA
Messenger RNA from Peromyscus leucopus (white-footed mouse), 2309 nucleotides. RefSeq names its product ribokinase (gene Rbks). Bases 153 to 1091 code for a protein of 312 amino acids. The transcript has 8 exons. The record is from RefSeq and is a predicted model, not a curated record. Gene Ontology annotation, molecular function: ribokinase activity. Lineage: Eukaryota; Metazoa; Chordata; Mammalia; Rodentia; Cricetidae. Gene Ontology annotation, biological process: D-ribose metabolic process.